AUGGAAGAAUCAUCCUCUUCUUGGGCUGGACUGUCCUUUUCGAAAUCACCCUCUUCCUCAUCAUCGACGUUUUCUCCUUCGUCUGUGAGCGGCGGGGGUGUUCGGUUUAGCCUUGCAAAUAACCUACAAAAUGAUCACGAUAUUGCACCCUCACCUCUCAAUUCUUCCAGUGAGGGAAGGUGCUUUUCAUCGUCCAAUGAACAAGACAAAGAACAUGUAAAAGAGCUUCCUCACUUUCCAUUAUUUUCCUCCACGAUAAAGCCUGUGGAAGAUCAACAUUCUGCUUUUUCCUCGUUUUUAUUUGCAGACACUCCGAUACGAGGAAAUGACAACACGGAGGCUCUUCUUAAACUAACGAAUCAUGCCGAAGAAUUAAAAUUAGAAUUAGACAUGUGGCGAAAGGCAUAUCGAGAAUUACAAGCAAAACAUACGGCACGACUUGAAUCGAUAUUCAAAGAACAAAAACAAAGAGAGGAAGAAUUGCGUGAAAAAUAUGAAGAAGAGAAAGCCUUAUCUUUGAAGUGUGUCUCAAAAGCUAGUUAUGUCAUUUUAACUGAUUUGAAAAACCUAAUGUACAUGCUACGACAUCAAAGCAUUGAAAAUAUUUAUGAAAUGAUCAAUAACGAUCUGAUUGAAAAAGAUCUUGAAACAGAUCAAUUUGUUGCGACCUAUAAGGAAUUCAAAAAUGUUCUGUCUAGUGUCUUCAAAUCUCUAUCUCAUGAGAAGCAAACCAACAAAGACCACAUGAUCGUUAUCAAUAACUUAAAGAAAGAAAAUGAACGCUUAGAAGCUGCUCUCCAUGGCUAUGAAAGAGAAAAGGUCCUUACUCUCGAUUCACUCCGAGACAGUGAUGACGAUAGUGCUACACAAGAACGAAUUGCUAUGCUGGAAGAAAAAACAAAAACACUCGAGAACAUUAUCAAAGACCUCGAAGACAAGAGUGAAAAGAUCAAAGCCGAUAAAAUAGAACUCGAGAAGCAAGUGAUGGCUGAAACUAGGGUGCGUAAAAACAUUGAAAGCAAUGUUGAAACAAUGACAAAAUUGAAGAUUGACGCUGAAAGUCAAGUGAAUUACCUUCGUGAUCAAUUGCAACAAAGGGAACAAAUCAUCAAGACAAAACAAAUGGAAAUUGAUAGAAUUACAGAUUCUCUGUCACAAGCAAAUGACAAGUUACAAAGCUUGGAAAAUUCUCUUGAUAAACUAAAGGAAAAGUACGGAGACGAGAAUUCAUAUGAUUAUUCUGAGCUGAGACAAGAAUUGGAGGAAGUCACCAAACGAUUAAAUCAUAAAACUCAAGAGAAUGAAGACCUGAUAAGAUCAUAUGAAAUGAGAAUUGCACAAAUGCAAAUGGUCAUCCAAGAGAGCCAAAAAGUAAUAGACUUAGAGAGUAAGAAAACAGAAACAAUCACAGCUCAUCACACAGAAUUAAUUGAGGCGGUUGAUCGCUUGAAGGUGUUGUUGCUGGAGUCGGGCGUAAUAAUCAAAAAUACUAGGGAUCAUCAAUCCGUUGUUGACAAAGCUGUUGAAUUUAUUUCUGUCAGAAAUCAUCAUCUUUCUAACAUUACAAGAGAUUUUGAGCUUAGUAAAAAGAGACUGGAAGAGACUGAGAACGACAAGAUAAUUAUCAAGAAAGAACUCGAGAAUGUUAUCGAAAAUUUACAGCGAAAAUUAAGCGAGGAUGCCAGAGCAAGAGAAGAAGAACGUCUUAAAUUUGACUCUAUCGUUCAUACACUUGAGGAGCAGCUUCAACAAAAGAGAGAUGUAUCCAACGAACAGGCACAGAUAGCGGCAGAACAGACCAAGAGAAUGACAAGAACAAUAGAAAGGCUUCAAAUCGAUUUGGGAGAAAAAGAUAAACAGCUUCAAUCAGCAAAUAAUCAAUUACGAUUGUUGAGAGAAGAAAAUGAAUUCGGACUUUCUGCCCGAGACGAAAGAAUUAGACAACUGGAAGAAACAAUUUCAAAGAAGGAAGAUGAUCUUGCUAAAAUGACGGUUGAUCUCAACAAAGAAGUCGAACAUCUCAAGAAGAAGAUCAAGAAAUUGCAAGGUGAUAAUGAAGCAUUGCAAAUUCGCGUGGAUACAGAGAGAGCAAACUUAGCAAAGGAAGCUCAAGCGGCAACUCUGCAACUUGAAGAAGCAUACGCGUCCCGGUUGCAUGACUGUGAAAUGAAAAUGGAUUCGAUGAGCUCGCAAUUAAGCAGUUAUGCUCAUCAAAUCAAAGAACAAGAUGAUCGAAUACUAUUGUUGCUGAAAGAAAAAGAAGAGCUGAUGAAGCGAGACGCAAACACCUCGGUUGAGAAGCUUCUGGAGGAGCAAAUUAAACAGCUCCAAGAUCAUUAUGAAUCCGAAAAAGAAAAGUACCGAUUGCAAUAUGAACAUAUGGUCAAGAAAUACAAGAACUUGAAAGAGAAAUAUUUCAAGCAGUCAUUGAGGCAAAACGAGUUACAGAACUAUUUACUCAAACUCAAGAGAAAACACAAGAAAAAGAAAGAAGAUGCAGACACUGUCGAGGAGGGGCAAGAAGAUGCAUUAGCUGUUGCCACCACAUCCAUGGAUCAACAACAUUCAAAAUUUGCCACCACCAACAUCAGUCCCAUGAAUAGUCAAAUAUUUGGAAAUAAUCUCUACAGCUCGUCGUCACCAGUGAUACAAACAGAAGUUCCUAAUAGGCAUCAGCAGUAUUAUGAUGCUCACCACAUCUCCUCACAAUUUGAAGAUAGUGGAUAUCCUAAAUUCAUCUACCAACCUCCACCUCCAACACAACAACAACAUUCUUCUCCUACUGUGAACGAGAACGCUCUUCCAACAACCUCGUUCUAUCAGCCCAUCAGUUCAGUUUCCAUAACGAAAAAGAGUCCUCCAAAUAGCAACAGUACUCUCAGCAACCAUCACAGCCAACCAUCCAGUCUUUCUCACACCACAAACACCUCACAAAACACAGCUCCUAAAAAGAAGAAAAAGUCAACAACGACAAAUACCACAUCAAGUCAUACAACUACAAGCAGUCGAAGACCUUCUUCCAAUCCUCACACAAGAAGGUGA
Naegleria fowleri is the source of this 3042-nucleotide messenger RNA. RefSeq lists its product as uncharacterized. The transcript is spliced from 2 exons. The coding region runs from base 1 to 3042 and encodes 1013 amino acids. The record is from RefSeq and is a predicted model, not a curated record. NCBI's taxonomy places the organism in Eukaryota, Heterolobosea, Eutetramitea, Acrasida, Naegleriidae.